AUGGAUGGCGAUGUGGAGAACCUGGGGCUCGAACAGCCUCUUCUUACUGAUCGGUGAGCUUUUUCUUUUCUUUGUUCAGAACGAGUUUUUUAUUCAUCCUAAUUUUUAUCUUACUGUGUUUUUAUCUUUUGGACUUGUGAUAAAAUUGCGAGCUUUUUACUGCAGAGAAAAGUUGCAACCAAUACAAUUGAUUUCAAACUGAUAAGUUUUCAACAAAAUUAUUAUAUUUUUUUCGAAUUUCGCUGAAAAAAAUUUUAUCAAGAUUAUAAUUUUUGAAUCACUGGAAUUUUCUCAUAAGAUUUUCGCGUGAAUCACACUCUCAGUUUUUUUGGACCUGAAAAUUUGAAAACUAAAAUUUUUAUUUUGCUUUUACCGAUAUAUUUCAACUUUGUCAAAGUAAAUCUUUUUUUCCCAAGCUCCUACGUUCAAACGAAAAAUCUUAGAAUAUCCGUACCUUACUUUUUUUUUUUCAAAAUUCACUAUUUGUCUUUUUUCACUUCUCCUCUUGUGUUUGUUGUUUGACGAUGAUCCUUCAAAAACACUAAUCUUAUCGAGUAAACUGCAAACAACAUGGCGUCCAACUAUUUCUGUGAAGAAGGCAGGAAUUUUUUGAAAAAAAUUGAUUCUUUGGCCGAUUUUUUCACAUGUUAUUUGAAUUUUCAAAAAAUUGAAUAGUAGCUUUUUCAUUGUGAAGCAAAAAUUCUCGCUAUCUGAGGACAUUAAAGAAAUAUGACUGACAUCAGAAGCGCAUCGUUCUUGAACAAGCUGAACGUACCUCGAAACUCUGUGUGCAAUGCCAACACCGUCCAAAGCGUUUCCUCCUUCCGUUCUGAACACGUGUCACGAAAGUCGACGGCGAAGUUGUUAGAAAAUCCAAACCAAUUCGCCAGAGCCUUGGUUAGUUUUGUUAAACAUUUUUGUUGGACAUGAGCAGAAGAAAAACAGAAAAACAAGAGGUUCAUCAUCUUUUGCAAAAAAAACGAGAAAACUGCCAGACACGAUGCGCAUCACAGAAAGAAUAGUUUAUUACCCAGAAAGCAGAUUUCUAAUGAAAAACGGCAUUAAAAAUGAAGUUGAAUGAAAAGAAAAAAUUUUUUUUAAUGCCGUGUUCAAAGUAAUUUCCGCGAAAUGCAAAAUGAUCUCUGACUCUCCAAAAUUUAGUGAUCUUUUCCUUUCUCUAACGGGUAUUUUGCAUUUCGCGGAAAUUACUUCGAACACGGCAUAAAAGAAAACUCGUCAAAAACUUUUAUUUUUUUUUCUUGCGCGGCGCGAUGCGUCAUGGCUGUGAAUCUCCGUCGUUCUGUGGCAAAAUGUGUUUUUACAACAAAAGCCAAAGAUUUUCCAUCGGAUCCGCAAAGUGUUCAUUAAAAAGUUGUUUUCUUCGAUUACUUUUUUUAAAUGUUUAGAGAUAAUUAAAGUUUAUUUGAGUUGGUCAAAGCAGUGAGUAAGUGAUAACAUUCUUCACGGCUUCGUCGAUUUUUUUUCUUUCUGGCACGUUACUGAAAAUUGGAGAAAGCUCUAUUUUCAAUGAAAAAACGUGUACCGGUGAUUGCUAUAUUAUAAGUUUUCAAACCUAUACGAAAUAACCGGCUGCACUUCAUAUAAUAUGAAAACGCUGAAACGUAACUUGCCCGGUUUCGCGGUCGGUGUGCGUCUUCACACUUGGCUUUUUGAAGUCCGAAAAGCUGAGCGCCCCUUGGAUCGAGAACACCUUCGAGAAGCGCGAGUGCGUCAAGUUCAUCGCCCAGGCAGGCGAUCCGGAGAGGUACAGCUCCAGUUGGGGUCUUUCAAUUGCCGAAGUUCAGAUGUGGAUGUGGAAGAAAGAUGACGACACACUCGACGUUGGCCCAGUCGCGGUUCUACGUCUUCACACGACUGCCCAAGGACGAAACUUGGACCAUCGCUAACAACACAAAGACGUCGCCAACCGACGCAUUCGGCACUAUCGUUUUUCAGGUUCCUCAGGGGUAAGAAAAAUAAUGAAGGUAUAUUAAUACUCAGGGCGGAGCUCAUGCUCACAAGGCUCAAUACGUCAGGUUGGCUUACGAUUCUGAUCCUCUGGAUGUAAUGUACCUGAUGGAAAAGGUGAGAAAGAGAAUAAGACAGUGUUCUGAAGCAAAAAAUUUCAAUCUUCGGAACUUUCUGUUUUUUCAGACUGUUUUUUUUUUCGAACCUGUAGUCUUUUCAUAAAAUCUUCAUCCAGGUUUGGGGCCUCGAAACACCUCGACUGGUCAUCACCGUCCACGGAGGCACGUCCAAUUUCGAGUAAGCGUCUGUCUUGAAUCAGACUUGAGUCUAAACUUCCAAAAGCUUGCAAGAUCGCCUGGGCAAGAUUUUCCGUAGCGGAAUGCUCAAAGCGGCGCAAACCACCGGCGCCUGGAUCAUCACCAGCGGAUUGGACUCUGGAGUGGUCAGACACGUUGCCAAAGCUCUGGAUGAGGCAGGAAUCUCGGCGAGGUUAGUUCUGGAAGUCUCAGCUUUUUGAAGAAAGAAGAUUCAGAAUGAGGUCUCAAAUCGUGACGAUCGGCAUUGCUCCGUGGGGAAUCAUCAAAAGGAAAGAGCGAUUGGUUUGACUUGAGCCCAGUGAUUCUUCUUCCGAUCGUGACGUUUAGAUAGGAAAAAAUGAAGACGUCCCCUACGAUGUUCAUUCUCUGAAAGCGACAGUGAAUAUGGGGAUUCUCAAUGAUCGGCAUUCUUAUUUUCUUCUCGCCGACAAUGGAACCACCGGACGAUUUGGAGCUGACCUGCAUCUGCGGCAAAACUUUGAGAACUACAUCGCGACGUACGGCAGCAACGGAAGGAAGAUUCCGGUGGUUUGCACGGUUCUGGAGGGAGGGAUCAACACCAUCAACGCAGUCCAUAACUACGUCACGAUGUAGGGAAGUUUUCCAAAAGUUAGAUCCUAUCCACAAUGUUUCGGUAUCGUAGAUUUGCGGUACCAAAACGUAUAUUUCUUUCACUCUGAAAUUUUAUUUCGAAGAUCCAGAUUUUUCCAACUUUUCAAGUUUUCAAGCAAUUAUAUAAAAAAGAACAAACGCCGAGCUAUAGUCAAUGUUUCCCGACUUGAAAGGCGAGAGGGGAGGGACGCGUAGCGUGUGCGUUCGCGGUCCUUGCCACGUGUUCAAUUCAACCGCCAUCUACUCUUUGAAAAGCCCGUUUUUCGCUUUUUUCAUUCUUUUUUCAAUUAUUUAUUGAUUAUGUUCAUGUGUGCAUCAAGAAAUAGUAGAAAACAUUGAAAAAGAGCGGUUGCCGAGCUUUUUAAAUAGUCGGCGACAAUUGAAUUGAACUCGUGCCAAGAACCGCGAACGCACACGCUACGCGUCCCGCCUCCUUCGCCUUUCAAGUCGGGAAACAUUGACUAUAUCUUUCCACCAUUUCUGGCACUCAGGAAACCCGACAUUCCCGCCAUUGUCUGUGACGGUAGCGGCAGAGCCGCCGACGUUCUGUCUUUCGCGGCACGGUAUAUUAAUCGCGAUGGGUAUAAGUCGUGGUUAAUAGAACAUAAAUAACCGGAAAAUUAAGGACUUUUGCGGCAGAAGUCGAAGAAAAGCUGACCAAUUUGAUCCGGAUGGUAUUCCCAGGACAGGACGAAGUACGACUGGCCGACCUUAUUGGACAGUGCUCAGCGAGAAGCGAUCUGGUGAGAACGGCUCCAGUAAUUUUGUUCCAAUUCCGAAAUCGAGUCCAAUCGGCUUGAACAGGCUGUGCUGUUUAGGUUUUUUUUUAUUCCUGUAAAGAAAAAAGAAAAAAACGCGAAGGACGGAACAGCAGAAUAUUCAAUUUUUCGAACUUUUGCGGCCUUUUUUUUCUCUAAAACAUGACCUGAGCAACAUAUAUCAGCACUAAUUCCCAACGAAAACGUUCAUUUUUCAACAAGAACAUAGGAAAACUCCACUAUUCUCUAAAUUUUUGGCUCUACCCGUAUUAUUUGCAAUAACAUGACAUCAAUUGUCAGCUGAGAAUCUUCCGAUACGUAGAAGAAGAAGAAGAAGACGUCGACUACGUCAUUCUCUCCACCGUUCUUGAGAAACAGAACCUGCCACCAGACGAACAGGUGAACAUCGAGAUCUUCUCCCCUAUUCAUAGCUGAAAAAUUGGUGAAAAAAGCUAUAAAAGGAGUUGAGUUAUGUUUCUGAAUUAUGCACAUGAAAAACCUCAUAUUGGCUUCACGUUAGCGUAGAACUUUUGCUAAUGCUAUCCAAAGUUUUGAUGUAAUUUAAAUUAUUCCCAGCUCGCGUUGACCUUGUCCUGGAACCGAGUGGACCUGGCCAAAAGCUGCCUUUUCUCUCGAGGCCGGAAGUGGGCGAGCGACAUUUUGAAUCACGCGAUGGCCGAAGCGCUCCAUCUGAAUCGUGUCGACUUUGUCGAAUGUCUUCUGGAAAACGGCGUCAGCAUGAAAUCCUUCCUCACCAUCAACACUUUGGAAAAUCUCUACAAUAGGGUUGAUCAAUGUCCGCAAGAAGUCGUAAAAACAAGAUUAUUGAAGGACGACGGAACGGAGCACAGUGUGAGGUUCCUGAUCGACGAACUUCCGCUGCACACCUACCUGACCCUUCCUUUGAUCGGCACCGUCAUUGAAAAGCUGAUGGGCAACGCUUUCAUGCACUAUUACACGUCCAGAUUGUUCCGCACCAAGUACGAGCAGUUCAAGAAGAAUUCUCAGGUAUGAAUAUCCACAGGGAAACAGUGAGGCUUGAAAUCAAAACGUCCUUUUGUAGAUUUUUCAUUGUACAUCAAAAGUCCGCUUGAAAUCUCACAAACAUCUACAUUUUCGACAUUGAAAUUUUUAUUAGAGACUGUUAUUACUUUUUCAUAACCGCAACACUUUAAGAUUGUACUCUAAUCUGAAACUUUCUUUUUUAAAGUUUUCUUUUUUAGGCUUACUUUCCCCAUCGGAAAAGCAAAUCAAAAGAACAGAUGAAAAAACGGACGGAGAGCAUGCUCGACGACGCGAUGAGCCAGGAAUCAGAAGGUUUGGCUGGUCCCGGGUCGGAAGAAUUGUCGUUGCCUAGAGACUUACGAGUUCGUCCAUCCCUUCAACGAUCUGCUCGUCUGGGCCGUCCUCACGAGAAGAUCUGAGAUGGCCAGAUGCAUGUGGGUUCACGGGGAAGACGCCAUGCCAAAGUGUCUGGUCGCCAUCAGGUUCUUCUUUCUUUCUUCAUUCUCUCAAUUUAUUAAUAUUUUUUUAAAUUUUAACACAUUCCUUCUUCUUAUUUUUCGUUUUGAUGCAAAAUUUGCGCUUAAUCAUUUUUCCUUCUAGACUGUACAAAGCAGCAGCCAAAAUUGCCGAACAAGAAUAUCUCGAGGUGGAAAUCGCCAACCGAUUGCGACAACACGCUGUGUGGGUUAUUAUCUUUUUAUUGAGAAGAAAAAUGAAAAGUUGCAUACAGUUUAUUCGAAAUAUAUGCUUGUUUCGUGUCAUUAGCCUUGCUGAAAUCUCAAACUGAACAGUCGUUUUUCAUUUGAGAGAAACAUUGGAUAAACGGGUAAAGUUAGAAUAACUUUUUCUCUAGAAAGUUCCGCGAAGACGCUAUCGACCUCAUCGACCAAUGCUACCGGAGCGACCACGAGAAGACGUUGCGUCUUCUGAGAACUCAGCUUCCUCAUUGGGGCCAUCACAACUGUCUGUCCCUGGCCGUCCUAGCCAAUACCAAGGCGUUUCUAGCCACCCCAUGGUUUUCGCUGCCUUGUUCCACGAAAAACCUUCGGUUUGAGCUGUCAAAUGCUGCUGGCCGAGCUGUGGCACGGCUCCUUACGGGUUCGAAGCGGUUCCAACCUACGAGUACUCACGGCCAUGAUCUUUCCCCCGGCAAUCAUUAACAUGGCCUUCAAACCAAAACCACAACGAAUGGUCCAAGAGAAUGAGGUAUCACAAAAUGAAAGGAAAUGUUUGAAAUGAAUUUAUAGGACCAACCAGGAAAAAUAGGAGACAAUCUUAGGCAUAGCAGCAUUGCCAGCACCUCAAGGGUUCCUCAAAUUUUGAAUCCCUCAAGAACCUUUCAUUCUAGAUGUUUGACCGACGUACCUCCAAACAACUUUUGACGCAGUGUGAAGAGGGAAACGAAUUUUUGGCUGGCAAUGGAAACGGCGGCAAAAAAGUGACGAUUUUGUCGUCGCGACAAGCGAGUGCCUGUGGAAGUGUCUACGGAAGCGCUUCCAGCAUAGGAUUAAGAGUAAUUUACAACUUUUUUUUCGAACAAGUCUUCCUAGCAAGGUUUUUCUCUGUGUAGUUGAUCUUCCCGAAGGUGAAUUAUCCCUCUUCAACCUGUUCUAUUUUCAGAAAGAAGCGGUCCUGACGAAAGUUGAACGGUUACGAGCCUUCUACUCGGCGCCAAUAACCAAGUUCUGGGCCUGGUGCAUCGCUUUCCACACUUUCCUCAUUCUGAGCACCUACACUCUGUUGAUUGAGUUUCCCCUGAAGCCAACCUACUUGGAAUGGCUGACCCUGGCUUAUUCAGUCACUUUGAUCGUCGAGCACGUUAGAAAGGUGUUUUCCAAGAAAAUAUAUUGUGAACAAAGUUGGUUUCAGUUGUUCUCCCAGGAGACUUCCAAGUUUCGCGAAAAACUGUCCAUAUUCUACUCAAAGUAUUACAAUCUGCUGACAUUGUUCGCUCUGAUUUUUUUCAUCGUCGGAUUCGGAAUGCGCUUGCAUCCUCCUUUCCGUCAUUCGUGGGGAAGGGUUCUGCUCUCCUGCAGCAACGUCCUUUGGUUCAUGAAGGUUCUUUUUUCAAUAAACGAAUAUCGGUUCCCAAAGGUGAUCAUUUGAGUGUGCAACUUGGAAUUUUCUGAAAAAUCAUUAGAGCAAUCUUUAAAGAUCUAGAGGACGAUUUCUCGCUACCCGCGUGAAUUUCUAUUUGUUUUUUGUAAGCCUUACUUUACGCGAACUUAGGAACUUCAGAUUAGUCCAUAAAGGGGCCUUUGAAGUUUCACCUCUAGGGACUACUAAAGCUGGCAAGAGUGGCCCCUUCAGGGAUCAUUUCCUUUAUUAUUGUUACUAAUUCUAUGAGAAGAAGCAUUUCGUUGCGAAAAACAAUAAAUUAGCGUUAUUUGAAUAAGACCAAAAAUCUGAAAUCAGCCAGGAAAGAGAGUAGAUUUUCUUCACACACUGGCAAUAUUCAGAUGUUCGAGUACCUCUCGGUUCACCCGCUGCUCGGCCCAUACAUCCAGAUGGCGGCGAAGAUGGUCGCCUCGAUGUGCUACAUCAUCGUGUUGUUGCUGGUGACGUUGAUGGCCUUCGGCGUCUCGAGACAGGCCAUCACCUACCCCAAGUCCAAGUGGAGUUGGAUGCUCGUCAGGAACAUCUUCUACAAACCCUACUUCAUGCUUUACGGAGAAGUCUACGCUGGAGAGAUCGAUACCUGCGGGGAUGAUGGUUGGUUUAGUGAAGAACAAGAUUUCAUGGGAGAAAAUGAAAGGAUCUUUGUGGCUAACAAAAAAGGUCGUUUUAGUAUUUUUUUUUUGUUUUCAUUCUUUAAAAUUUGAAAGUUACGUCACCCUCUAGCCGAUUGGAUAAUAUUCGACUGGAAAGAAAUAAAUAUCGUUUUGUAUCAAUACAAAGGUUUUUGGUACAACAAAGGAGAAUCGUUAAAUUAAAAACUACGUAACUUCAGAAAAAUAGUUCUGUAAUUCAAUCUGUAGAGCACAAAAUUGAUCCUUUCUAUACCUUUUUUCCGGUUUUUAUUGGUAAUUCAAACCUCGAUGUGCUGAAAAAAGCUGAAAUUUUUAGAAUGAGUUCUAAAAUGAAUUCAUUUUUUAAGGUGCCAACUGCGUGCCGGGAAACUUUCUUCCACCCAUUUUGAUGACAAUUUUCUUGCUCGUUGCCAACAUUUUGCUUCUCAACCUACUCAUUGCCAUUUUCAAGUAUAUUCUCCUCUGAAACUAUUUUUCCAACAAUCCUGAUUUUUAGCAACAUUUUCAACGAGGCCAACGAGAGAUCAAAGGAAGUCUGGCUGUUCCAACGGUACGGGCAGCUGAUUGAGUGAGUUCCGACUCAACGUCGGUUCAGUAUUCAUUGUUAGAUGUGCAGGUACCAUGACAGUACUUUCUUGCCGCCGCCGUUCAACGUCGUCGCCCAUUUUUUCCAUUUUCUGAUGUUCUUGUGCGGGGUUUGAGAAAUUAUAGGGCUUCAAUUUUUGAAAAGAGUGUUUCAGUUGAUCAUCAGGAAGAACCUCAGCAAUAAUCACAAUUCUCAGUACUCUUUGAGUGAGUUUCAUGGUUCCCACUUACAGGGAAAAUUUUCUCACCAAUUUCCCGAAAUUUGGCCAGAAUAAUGUUCUUUAAGGUACCCAAAACUGUACCUGUCUCCGACCGUUCGGCUUCCUAAUUUCACAGAAAAAAAAACCUCAAAAAACGAAUUAUUUCAUCAAAAAAUGAGAAAAAAUACAGAUAUCAGAAAGUUUUUUUUCAGCCAAUUAAAUUAAAUUACCAUCCUUGCAAAAAAUAUAUUAUUUAAAAUACCAACCGAAAAGUUUCAAGAACUGGUCCUAAGCGCUGAGGAGCUGAAAAAGAUGCAGGAUUUCGAAGAAGAUUGCGUCGAUAUGCUCACUCGAAGACGUUUGAGAACGAAUGUCGACGUGACCGAGCCUUCCAACGUCUCCAAAAUGUUCAUCAGAAUCGUUUAUAUGACGUUAUUCCAUUUUGCUUCAGAACGGAAAUCACGUGUCAGAAAGUGAACGAUCUGAUGCAGGAGAACUUUUUAUUAAAGGCUAGUUUCAUUAUAUUUGAUCCUUGUGACCGAACUGUUUCAGGGUAGAAUGUACGAUUUGGAGACCAAGCUGGACUUCAUGUCGCGCACGAAUGAUGAAAUUUUAGGGAUUUUGAGGACGAGAAAGGUUUUUUCGGUUAAAAUUUUGAAGCUCGAGUAGAAAUUUUCAGACAAGCCGUCGUGAGUCCGUUUCAAUGUUCUCUCUACCUGAUUCUUGCGAAGUCAAAAUGUUGGUUCAGAUUUUUCAGAUUUUUAAGGUGCUACCAACAACUUUAUUUUCACUGCUAUUUUCUGACAAAAAAGCCUUUUGACAAUUAUUUCCUUGUACUAACUUCUAAGUUGACGUGAGAGAAUUCAGAAGGCGUGAGCCGACGUGCGAAGGAAUGCUCGGAGUUCUGGCGGCGGCAGAAGACCGCGUCGUGACGAGGUCGCCGCUUCUGACCAAUCUCCAGAGGGACCAUACCCUCAGAAAAUAUGAUGACGUGGGGAUUUUUCAAUCUUGUGAAGUAUUUACAAAGUUCUGGGAAAGCUCAAAUGAAAAAGAACCAAGAACUAAAACUUUUGCAAGAAAUAUAUAACUAAGUUUCUUCGUGGAAUCGGUUGGAAGUCAUUUAAUGACUGGUCGUAAAUUCGAACUUCAGUUCAUUGUUGAUACAUUGACAGUGUCAAUUUGACACGUCUAAUUUUUGAGACUUUGUUUAACGAUCUUUGAAAUGGCCCUGUCGCUAAAAGUCCCUCAUACCGUCCUCGUUCGAACGGUCGUUUUGGAGAGCUCUAGUUGAAUGGUUUUUAAAUAUUGAAGUUUUUGUUGUUUUAGGCUAAUCUCCAAGUGACGUCACUCCAACGUCGACCUCGCCACAACUCCUCCUCGUUCUCCAUCUCACAAGACAUGCGCGACAUGCAGUCGUGCGUCUUCAAUCUGAUUCUGGAUUUAUUUCUCUAUUUCAGAACAAAAUCCCCAACUGUCGAUUCCUCGCAAACGUCCUUGACAGUCAACGAUGACGGCAGUUCCGAAUCCUCAGCUCCCGAAUGA
This is a messenger RNA of Caenorhabditis auriculariae, 9737 nucleotides long. Lineage: Eukaryota; Metazoa; Nematoda; Chromadorea; Rhabditida; Rhabditidae. The record is from the annotation of a GenBank genome assembly.